AUGGAAGAACAACAUAAUGCUGAACAUGCAUUCAUUGUUGCCGGGCUAGUUGGACCGGUGGUUGAUCGAGUCUUGGUGCUGUUUGACACCGAUAUUUUACUAAGGGACCGAUAUAUCACCGAUAUAACCGAUAUAUCACCGAUAUUUAUAUCUUUGGAUGAUGUUAUGGAAGAGCUUGGACUUGGUCCAAACGGCGGUCUUUUGUAUUGCAUGGAACAUCUUGAAGAAAAUCUGGACGAGUGGUUAAACGAAGAGCUGGAAAAUUUCAUGGAAGAUGAUUAUCUAGUAUUUGACUGCCCGGGUCAGAUAGAACUCUUUUCUCAUGUUCCGGUUCUUAAAAAUUUUGUUGAGCAUUUGCAGCGUAAGAAUUUCAAUGUUUGUGCUGUCUACUUGCUUGAUUCUCAGUUUAUUACGGAUGUGACGAAGUUUAUUAGUGGUUGUAUGGCUUCACUCUCCGCAAUGGUUCAACUUGAAUUACCUCAUGUUAACAUCCUCUCGAAAAUGGACCUCGUGACUCGAAAAAGAGACAUCGAAGAUUACUUGAACCCAGAGCCUCAGACUCUGCUGGCAGAACUGAAUCAGCGCAUGGGUCCUCAAUUUCAAAAGCUUAAUAAAGCCUUAAUCGAAUUGGUGGAUCAGUAUAGCAUGGUGAGUUUUGUGCCACUUGAUUUAAGGAAAGAAAGCAGCAUACAAUAUGUUCUUUCACAAAUUGACAACUGCAUUCAAUUCGGAGAAGAUGCUGAUGUGAAGAUUAAGGAUUUUGACGAAGAUGAAGAAGAUCAGGACUAGAAUGCGUGUCAUCUUUUAAGGUUCAUCACAACUGAUUCGUGUCCUUUUGGCAUAAUUGAAUGAUGU
Molecule: messenger RNA, 855 nt
Organism: Helianthus annuus (common sunflower)
Lineage: Eukaryota; Viridiplantae; Streptophyta; Magnoliopsida; Asterales; Asteraceae
Product: GPN-loop GTPase 3
Exons: 8
Coding region: 1-789 (262 amino acids)
Molecular function (GO): GTPase activity
Source: RefSeq, a predicted model, not a curated record